AUGGCUAUCGACCUAAGCAGCUUCGAGGAAGUGUUUGAAGAUGACAUACAUUCGCACAUAUAUGAAUUAUCUGGGCAUAAACUCUCUGCAAAGCGCUUAGGUUAUGUAGAUCGUAGUUCGGAAACGAUUGAAAUAUCGUUGCCCAUGUCUAAGAUAGAUAUGACAAUCGUACAGUCGUUGACUGGGUUGUCUGAGUCUACAGGCUACGUAUGUUGGGAGACGGCUCUGUACUUAACAGAUUGGAUAUUACUGGAUGAAAAUUGUCCUAUUAGGCUAAAUAACGAUAUGACUGUAGUUGAGCUUGGGAGUGGGGUGGGUGGCAUAUUGGUGUCCCAAUUUGGACCGCAGGUUAAGAAGUAUGUAGCAACAGACCAGAAGCCCAUUUUGAAGCUUUUGAAGAAGAAUUUCGUUAAUAACGUAAGAGGGGAGUAUACAAGCGAAACAUGCGAUGGAGGCAGUAGUUCUAAGGACAAAAACUACAGUAGAAGAAGUAAUGGUGAUGCCGCUGUGAUCGAGUUUGUUGAGUGCGACUGGGAAUAUGUAGAGCAUGGGGUCAGUACCGUAAAAGAGGUGAUUGGUGAUGUAGAAAUUGAUCUUGUGAUAGCAUGUGAUACCAUAUAUAACGAAUACUUGAUCCCUCACUUCAUCAGAUCGUUCAAGCUGCUCAUGGGUGCAAACACGGCCGUAUUAGUUGGCUUGCAGGUCCGUGAUGAGGUGUUGAUGGAAAUCUUUGCUGAGAAAAUAUUUGAGGAAGACUUGAAGUUGUACUACGUAAGGAAUGAGUACUUAAGCCUGCAGCUCUUGCAAGGCUACGUUGUGUACUAUAUAGAGCGAGUAAAUCCGUAG
Messenger RNA from Dujonia railenensis, 846 nucleotides. NCBI's taxonomy places the organism in Eukaryota, Fungi, Ascomycota, Pichiomycetes, Serinales, Debaryomycetaceae. The record is from the annotation of a GenBank genome assembly.